AUGGGCUCCGAGACCAUUGCAGUCACUAAGAGGGGGGAUAUGCAACGUGGUCGAAAGUCGCGAUUUGGUUGUCGCAACUGCAAGCUGAGGAAAGUGAAGUGUGAUGAAUCGAGGCCAUGUUGUGUCAAGUGCCAGAUUUACGGCGUCGUAUGCAACUUCGGGUUCAACGUACCAGAUUUCCAGUCACUUCCCGAGGAACAAAUUAAGAAAAACAUGCCAAAGCAAUUUACUAUUCCGUCACCACAGUCGUCUAUGGGUAACUGCAUAUGGGUGGCCGAUGAGACUGCUUUCUACAUGCUCAAUGCACAUGACCAAGACCUUUUCAAUCGUUUCCAGUGCAGAACCUUACACUCUCUUGGCGGGCCAGAAACAGUAGAGAUACACAACAAGCACAUGUUGGCAUUGUCCUUCAAACGUCCAUUUUUAUUACAUGGCAUGUUGGCCGUGACGGCUGUCCAUGAUCGCUACCUUGGAGUAACGCCAAUUCAUCGUCGAUCGUUUUGUGAAACAUAUCAUUGGUCUCAAUGCACUUCAUUGUUCAAAAAGUCGCUGGGCCAGCCUAUCAAAGAAGAGCACAAGGAUCCUAUCUGGGCCGCAGCAAGCACGCUUGGCAUCCUAGGCUUCGCGUCUAUUAAUGCAUGUCCUUUAGAGGAAACUUGGCCUCUUGGACCACCAGACUCUUCUGACCUUGAGUGGCUAGGUCUUGCAGCUGGCAAGAUGAGGCUAUGGCAAUUAGUAGACCCUCUACGAGAAACAAGCAUCUUUACGCCAAUGGCUGAUAUGUUUGCUUCGAUGCAUCAAUCCUUGCCCAUCGAAGGCAUCAAUGGUGUACUAGCGGAGCUAAAGCAGCUUUGCAUGCUUGACGAAACCUCUACGGCAUAUAACAAUCCUUACUUUAGGGUUGCACAUGGCUUGUCUGAACUGCUAGCAGUACCUGUUGGUCAGGCUACACUCGGCAAAGCUAUGAAGUUCUCAACCAAGAUAAGGGGCGAAUUUAAAUUUUUACUUGAGCAGAAAGAUCCGGUAGCCCUUACGCUGUUGUACCUGUGGUAUACUAGGGCACGUGAAUGUAGGUGGUGGAUAGAUAUUCGUGCCAGGUAUGAGAUGCCUGCUAUUUGCACUUAUUUACAGCGGUAUUAUCAAGACUGGGGACUUGUUCAAAAGCUUGUAUCUGAGGUGGAUAAAUGA
Fusarium proliferatum ET1 is the source of this 1188-nucleotide messenger RNA. RefSeq lists its product as uncharacterized. The record is from RefSeq and is a predicted model, not a curated record. Gene Ontology annotation, biological process: regulation of transcription by RNA polymerase II. Gene Ontology annotation, molecular function: zinc ion binding; DNA-binding transcription activator activity, RNA polymerase II-specific. Lineage: Eukaryota; Fungi; Ascomycota; Sordariomycetes; Hypocreales; Nectriaceae. The coding region runs from base 1 to 1188 and encodes 395 amino acids. The transcript is spliced from 3 exons.